Racocetra persica is the source of this 180-nucleotide messenger RNA. The record is from the annotation of a GenBank genome assembly. NCBI's taxonomy places the organism in Eukaryota, Fungi, Glomeromycota, Glomeromycetes, Diversisporales, Gigasporaceae.
UGGGUACCAAGAGCAAAUCCAAUGUCCAAUGUAUUAGUAGGCACCAAGAAUGAAUCCAACGUCCAAACACCAAGAACAAACCCAACGUCCAAUAUAUUAGUGGGCACCAAGAAUGAAUCCAAUGUCCAAUAUAUUAGUGGGCAACAAGAAUCCAACGUCCAAUGUAUUAGUGGGCACUAA